AUGAUUUUCAUCGAGAAUGAGGUUACUUUCGAAAGCUUAUCAGAGUAAAACAGUCAAGUUUUCAGAGCACUCUCGUUUGGAGAUUCCCCAUACAUAUAUCUCAAUCUUCACUCGGCGGCAAGACUAAUCUGUCAAAUGCGUGCACUCUAAUCGCUCUUAAAAUAGCUGAACUCAUCCAUAUACAUAACAUUGACAUGCCGACGCCAGUUCCUAUUCUAACGAAGGAUACAGUGACGGGAAGAGUGAUGGGCGGGGCUGAGGUGCUCCAGAGACCGUGCACCUCUUCGGCUCGGAAUAUCCAAAUGAUCAAAACUGACAAGAACAAUAGUGGCAUGAGCGAACGCGAGAAAGUGGUGAUUUCGGUCGGGACUGAUUUUGAAAGAUUUCGUAUUUCAGAAUUGCCCUUCAAGGAUCGUGAGCUGUCUGGUCAACGGAAUUGUCGAUGGGAACGAGGCAUACGCAAAGGACGCGGGUCACGAUUCGACUAGAGUCUACAACCUGCCAGAUGCUAUCAAAGCUUGCGAUCUGAACUUUGCGGUUUGUAAUUUUUUCGUCUCAAACUGGAACGACAACAAUCUGACUAUAGGAAAUAGAUUUCAAACUGUCUACCGGGUCCAUCAAAGAUUCUCUUCCGAAACUAAUCAAUCUGGCCGUCCGAAGGUUCGAAUCACUUCUUCCGCCACUGUCUAUGAGUCUUCUUUUCUAGCACGCUCUUCCAAUCGGAACGCCGUCUCGUUUUCGUCAUGAUCGGAUGCAUUCGGACCGUCCUAAUUGUUUUCGACCGAACGAACGGGUCUCUGACUCUUUUCGAUACGCACAUGCACUUGUGGCGCGAUGACGAGCGGAGUGGUGAGCAAAAUCAUUGCAAAUUUUCAAUAAAUUGUCUGUUCAGAGACUUUGAAGCACGGCGCUCUUAUCGGAACCUGCCAGUACAGCAACCUCAACACUUUUGCCGAUUGGGUUCAGAAUUUCGUGUUUCCGGAUAUCAAAAAGUCUGCUGAAGUAAGUUUUCGAUAGGAAAUCAGAAAGGAAAAAUCAACCGUAGGAGUUCGAAAUUUCGUUGGUUCAACUCACAGAAUCUGGAGAUGAAAAGGCUCGAAAUGUGUGCCAAACGUAUCGUAAAUUUGCUCUGCCUAUUCGUAUACCUGUCUUUCAAACACGUCACUUGGAGGAGGACAAAGAAAGUAGGUGACGUCUGAUAAUUUGGAUGAAAAAAAAACGAAAGUAGAUUGUAGACAAGAAAGAGCUCGGCUAUCCAGUUCUCCGCAGCAUUCUGUCGAGACCGCCGUUGAAGAUUUUGAGAGUGGGAAUGAAAAGACGGCACUACUCGAAAGAUGGCGAAGAAAGUGGCUGUUUUGGAAGAAAAGAAAAGAUAAACAGGUGAGUUUCGAGGGGAAGCCCUGAAACCGAGUGCGAAUAUUUCAGACAAUCACCAACGUGA
Messenger RNA from Caenorhabditis sp. 36 PRJEB53466, 1441 nucleotides. The record is from the annotation of a GenBank genome assembly. Lineage: Eukaryota; Metazoa; Nematoda; Chromadorea; Rhabditida; Rhabditidae.